CACUCCCACCAAUCGUCCAACUCAUUCUUAAUCACAUAAUUCAGAAAUAUGUCAGUUUAGUAAUGUUCCAAUUUAAUGUUAUUUAUUAGUUAGACAGUGCAUCUAAAAGACAUCAAAAUGUUUAGUUUUUUAAAAAGGGAUGAUAAACAGGAGGUCUACGCCGGCGUUCUGGAUGGACUGAAGAAGAUUUAUAAAACCAAAUUGUUACCCCUCGAAGAAACAUACCAUUUCCAUGAUUUCCAUUCACCAAAACUGGAAGACUCCGAUUUCGAAGCGAAACCUAUGAUAUUGUUGGUCGGACAAUAUUCCACAGGUAAAACUACUUUUAUUAAAUAUUUAUUGGAAAGGGACUUCCCUGGCAUUCGAAUUGGGCCUGAACCCACAACCGAUAGGUUUAUUGCUGUUAUGUAUGAUGAGAAGGAGGGUGUGAUACCCGGUAAUGCGUUAGUGGUUGAUCCUAAGAAACAAUUUCGUCCGUUGUCGAAGUUCGGCAACUCCUUCUUAAACCGUCUGCAGUGUUCAACAGUUGAUUCGCCAGUACUACAAAACAUUUCGAUCAUUGACACCCCUGGUAUUUUGUCCGGAGAAAAGCAACGAGUGGACAGGGGGUACGAUUUCACGGGCGUUCUAGAAUGGUUUGCCGAAAGGGUUGAUAGAAUUAUUUUACUUUUUGACGCCCAUAAGCUGGACAUAAGCGAUGAGUUCAGGAGAUCCAUCGAGGCACUCCGAGGGCACGACGAUAAAAUACGUAUUGUUCUAAACAAAGCCGACAUGGUCGACCAUCAACAGCUCAUGCGGGUGUACGGGGCACUCAUGUGGAGUCUGGGUAAAGUCCUGCAAACGCCCGAAGUGGCCAGAGUGUACAUCGGUUCGUUCUGGGACCAGCCGCUCAGGUUUGACACGAACCGAAGACUUUUCGAAGAUGAGGAACAAGACUUAUUCAAAGACUUGCAGUCGUUGCCUCGGAAUGCCGCUCUGAGAAAACUCAAUGACUUAAUUAAACGUGCCAGACUGGCCAAAGUUCACGCUUAUAUAAUAUCCGAACUGAGGAAAGAGAUGCCCAGCAUGUUUAAAAAGGACUCCAAGAAAAAGGAGCUGAUUAAAAAUCUGAGCACCAUCUACGAGAAACUCCAAAAGGAGCACCAGAUUUCGAUGGGCGACUUCCCCGAAGUCAAGAAAAUGCAGGACAUAUUGGGCAACCAAGAUUUCGCCAAGUUCCAGCCGCUGAAACCCAAACUGCUGGAAAUAGUGGACAAAAUGUUGUCGGAAGAUAUUAGCACACUCAUGACGAAAAUUCCUUUGGAAGACGAGAGCACAAAUAACACACAGAAGCUCAAAGGCGGCGCCUUUGUGAACGUCGAAGACAAAGUGUCGCCGUUCGGCUACAAGAGAGGCGAAGGCAUCGACGCCGGAGCCGGAGAACACGACUGGAUCGUGAAUAGGGAUAAGGACAAGUACAUGAUGAUAUUCAAUACACUUAAUCCCGUCGAUGGAAAAGUCACUGGAAUGACUGCCAAACAAGAGAUGGUCAAAUCCAAGCUUCCUAACACAGUACUUAGUAAAAUCUGGAAACUGGCCGACAUCGAUAAAGAUGGCAUGUUGGACGAGGACGAGUUCGCUUUGGCCAUGCAUUUGAUCAACAUCAAAACCGACGGUAACGAUUUACCAACCGAACUGCCAGUCCACCUGAUUCCCCCAUCUAAAAAGUAAAAAACGUAUUUCACAAGUGCUAUUUGUUAUUACUGUAUUUGUGCCUACAAGAAACACGUUCACAGUCGUCAACUGAAGGACCCCCGAAUCGCAAUAUUCCUGUAUUAUAUAUUUGCUUUGUUUGUGGCCACCAGACGAAGCUUUACUUAGUUAAAAGAAAAUUGUAUACCAAAAAUAGUUAUGUAUAUGAUAUUUUGGUGUCUCCUGUAUAUUCCCAAAAUUGUAUAAAAAAGUUUUUGGUUCGAUAUGUUUUAAUUUACGCAUCACAUGCAGAGCAGACGAUGGCGAAUGUUAUUUUAUUUAUCGGGUAAUUUGGGAAUAUGCAGUAUAACUGCAAUAUUAGUUAAUUUGUACCAAAAUUUAUUCAAACUGUUUUUAUAAAGACAUGUGAUAAAUCGUACAAGUGUAUAUUUGUAUUAUAUCAUUGUAGAUAAGUUUUUAAAUGGUACAUUUUCACUAGAUGUUAGGAAUGUAUUUUUAUAUAUUAUUUGUUAUGUAUUUUCCAUAUAUUUAUAUGCACCUGUAGUAUAUAAUUUAAAUAAAUUCAUAUCAUGUUCAUUUCAAUUUUACUAUUCGUUAAUUUAAUAAAAUAAUAAUAAAUUGA
Aethina tumida (small hive beetle) is the source of this 2314-nucleotide messenger RNA. RefSeq names its product EH domain-containing protein 3 (gene Past1). The transcript is spliced from 2 exons. NCBI's taxonomy places the organism in Eukaryota, Metazoa, Arthropoda, Insecta, Coleoptera, Nitidulidae. Bases 118 to 1710 code for a protein of 530 amino acids. Gene Ontology annotation, cellular component: plasma membrane; cytoplasm. Gene Ontology annotation, biological process: endosomal transport; endocytosis. The record is from RefSeq and is a predicted model, not a curated record. Gene Ontology annotation, molecular function: calcium ion binding; GTP binding; protein binding.